Molecule: messenger RNA, 2946 nt
Organism: Didymodactylos carnosus
Lineage: Eukaryota; Metazoa; Rotifera; Eurotatoria; Philodinida; Philodinidae
Source: the annotation of a GenBank genome assembly
AUGAAUCAUCUGCUAAUUAUUGGUUUAAUCUUCUAUAAUCAAUGUUUUACAACCGUCUAUUCAAUAUUAACCAUACCAGUUGGAAUAAUGCUUGGAAAUAAAUUUGGUAAUGAAUUCAAACGUAUUAAUCCGAUUGCUCGACAAUUCGUUUUAAAUAAGCUUGAACGUCGUUAUCAAUACAACAUAACAGAACUGAAUAGUGAUGAAUACAAUGAUACUGUUGGCAUGUGGACAUCAUUAUGUAAUAAGUUAUUUAAUGGUACAAUGGCCGUAAUAUGCUAUUCUAAUUACGAUGAAUUCAAUUGGUUAUCAGGAUUUUCUGAUACGUAUCAUGUACCGUUUAUUAUUCUUGGACGAUACUUACCGUCAUUGCAUUAUUCUUCGCUAGUAGAACAUAACAUUACAUCUAAACAUUAUUUUGUAUCAUUAAUGCCCGAUUUAAUACCAGCAUUAAUUGCAUUUAUUCGUCGGUAUAAUUUAAAAGAAAUUUAUUAUAUUUUUGAUGGUAUCGAAAGUUGUCAACGUCUUAAAGAAUUGAUGUAUAUUCAGACACAAAAACAAUCGUCUGUUUUAAAUCAAUUGCAUAUUAAUAGUCGUUACUUACCGAAUGCAAAUGAUUCCUAUGAUUUACUACACAGUAUAGAAUUAAGUAAUACGCAAUCACGAAUAGCAUUAGGAAGAUAUGUUGUAUUAGAUUUUAAUGAUUUUUCAACCUAUCGUACAAUGAUGGAUAAAAUAAAACAUCGUGGAAUGACAACAAAUGAUUACCAUUAUAUUCUAUUAACAUUAAAAGCUAAACUAUUAGAUAUGACAUAUUUUAGAUAUGGUGGUGUCAAUGUAACAUUUUUUGCAUUACCCGAUUCAUUCAAUAUGGAUAAUAAAAAUGAUCUACAACAUUGUGCAAUAGAUAAUUGUACGUUAAAUCAAACGGCUGAUUUAUAUUUGAAAAAUUUAAAACAAGCAAAUAUUAUUGAUAAUGCACAAACCUAUUUACCAUUAGAAGCAUUGCUAAUGGCUGAUUCAUGGGAAACAUUUUUACGUGCAAUCAAUACAAUGUUAAAUUUAAAUGAAACACGUGAUAGUCUAAGAGUAUUUCGACAAGGACGAUUUUACAAUGGUUUAACACCAGGAAUUGAUUGUAAUCAAUUACAACCAUGGUUAGCCGGUGAAAUUUAUCUUGAACGUUUAUUAAAUACGACAUUUCAAGGUUUAUCAGGCAACGUCCAAUUUAAUCAAAAUGGAGAAAGAGAAAAUUAUACUCUAGAUGUUUAUAGAGUGACAAGAAAUGAUUUACCAAAGAAAAUUGGACUAUUUAAAGCACCGUCAACGUUAGAAGUGACUGAUGAUACAACAUAUCGUGUUCGUAUGGCAUUUGAUAAUCGAACGCGAUUAGUAACCACCAUUUUUGAUGAACCAUUUUUAAUGUUGAAAAAGAAUCGUAAUGAUACAUUGACCGAGAAAAGUAUUCCGGUUGGUACAAUUUUGGAUGCAUCGAUGGUUGAAGGUUAUUGUGUGGAUUUAGCUUAUGUUAUUUGUCACGAUAAAUUAAAAAUUCCAUAUAAAUUCAGAAUUGAAACACAAUAUGGUAACGAAGUCACAAAAGGAAAAUGGGAUGGGAUGGUUGGUGCACUAGUGAAUAGAUAUGCUGAUCUGGCGAUUGCUCCGCUAACAAUAAAUGGCGCACGAGAAAAGGCCGUUGAUUUCUCCAAACCAUUUAUCGAUCUAGGCAUAUCGAUUAUGAUAGGAAAACCGGAAAAACAAAAACCUGGUGUGUUCUCAUUUAUGGCACCAUUAUCAAAAGAAAUAUGGAUAUGCGUUAUUCUAUCUUAUGUUUUUGUUAGCGGUAUCUUAUUUUUUGUUAGUCGUUUUUCAUCUUAUGAAUGGUAUUUUGAAAAUGAAAAUGACAUUGUACCUCAAAAUAAAUUUACUAUUCAUAAUUCAUUAUUUUUUUCUUUUGCGGCAUUUAUGCAUCAAGGUGUCGACUUAUUACCAAGAUCUAUAUCCGGUCGUGUUGUUACAUCGGCAUGGUGGUAUUUUAGUCUAAUUUUAGUGUCAUCUUAUACCGCUAAUUUAGCGGCAUUUCUUACCGUUGAAAAACUCGUGACACCAAUAGAAAAUGUUGAAGAUUUAGCAAACCAUAAAGAAAUUCGUUAUGGCGUGGUAAAAGGCGGUUCAACAAUGGCAUUUUUUAAUAAAUCCACGUUGACAACGUUUAAGAAAAUGUGGAAUUUUAUGCAACAAAAUAAAGAUGAUGUUUUUGUAUCGUCAAAUCGUGAAGGAAUUGAAAAAGUGCAAAAAUCGAAAGGCAAAUUUGCAUUUCUACUAGAAUCAACAGUAAAUGAAUACAUCAAUGAACGUUACCCAUGUGAUACAAUGCGAAUAGGUGAUAAUAUUGAUUCGAAAGGUUACGGUAUUGCAACGCCACUCGGUUCCGAUUUGCGCGAAGCAAUCAAUAUUGCUGUAUUAGACUUAACAGAAGCUGGUUAUCUGGAACGUUUAAAACAAAAAUGGUAUUAUGAUCGUUCAGAAUGUACAAAUGUUGGUGCGAAAGAGCAGAGUCUCGAAUUGAAUUUGGUGAAUGUUGCUGGAAUAUUUUAUAUUCUAAUUAUUGGUCUUGGUUUAGCAAUGGUUAUAGCAUUUCUUGAAUUUUUAAUUAAAGCCAAAUUAGAUUCAAAGCGUUUAAAUUUGAAUAUACGUGAUGUAAUGAGACGAAAUUUACGAAUAUCAAUAACAGGAAUUGAUUUUGAUGAAAAAAAAAUUGUCAAUUAUUGGCCAUUAUCACAACAACAACAACAAAGUUCAAAUUCAACACCCAGAAGAAGUUUAGAACAACGAAACAGAACAUCAACAAUUCUAAGUGUACCACAGGAACCAUCACCAACGGCAACAUUAAAAGAAACGAUAGAUGCGAACACCAGUGAUACGGAUCAUAUCUCACACGUUUAA